CUGGCCCGCAUCUGGCACCACGUGGGAGGCAGUAUCUGUCCACCUGCGAGCGAUUUCCUGGACUUCGAGCCGCUGAAGCUGCAUCUCAACAGUCUCGGCCAAAGGGUGGAGGACCAGGACCGGGACGAGAAUACGAACGACGAAGAGGAUGACGAGGAAGAAGAGAAGCUCAUGGCUUGUCGCAUCGAUUGUGGUGACCUCGAGAAACAGGCU
Messenger RNA from Colletotrichum godetiae, 213 nucleotides. RefSeq lists its product as uncharacterized. The transcript is spliced from 2 exons. The annotation marks the transcript as partial. The record is from RefSeq and is a predicted model, not a curated record. NCBI's taxonomy places the organism in Eukaryota, Fungi, Ascomycota, Sordariomycetes, Glomerellales, Glomerellaceae.